Molecule: messenger RNA, 5430 nt
Organism: Mytilus californianus (California mussel)
Lineage: Eukaryota; Metazoa; Mollusca; Bivalvia; Mytilida; Mytilidae
Exons: 4
Coding region: 3746-5002 (418 amino acids)
Biological process (GO): signal transduction
Source: RefSeq, a predicted model, not a curated record
GUUUAGCAAUGCAACUGUUCUCGUUAUUAUUACUUUGCAUCUUCAUGGAAAGAGCUGUAGUUUUAGGCUCAAAUAAUAUCUACAAGGAUUUAUUUCAAAAUUAUACCAAGGAAUUACUUCCAACAUGGGAUGUACCCACACCUCUCAAACUUAACAUCAAUGCUGCACUAAUAUCAGUAGUGUCGUUUGUAGAACUUGAAGAAAAAAUUAUAACGACAAUGAGUUUAUCAUUAAACUGGACGGAUCCUAGAUUAGCAUGGAAUCCAAGUUUAUAUAAUAAUGUUUAUUUGUUAACGUUACCGCCACAUAAUGUCUGGCUCCCGUAUCUCUACCUUUCUAAUAGUCUGAACGAUGUCAAACCCAUUGGACAAGAAGCAAACUUCUAUGCGAUUGUAGCAGCCACGGGAGCGGUUUACUGGAGCCCAGGUGGAGUGUUUGAGGCACAGUGUGCGCCUGAUGUAUCCAACUUUCCUUUCGAUACACAGUUCUGCUUGUUUUCUUUCAUUAUGUGGGGUAUUCCACCUGGAGAAGUGGAAUAUAUUAUUAAUUCUAAUGUUCCAGAUCUGACUUACUAUUAUGCCAAUUCUGAUUGGACUCUUAUUGAUACACAACAGUCUGUAUUGAGGGGAAACUAUUCGUCAUCGUUUUUUGUUGGACUUUACAUUAAACGUAAACCAGUUUACUACGUUGUAACCGUAAUAUUACCCACACUAUUGUUUUGUCUAAUGAAUCCACUUAUAUUCUGUCUCCCUGUGGAAUCAGGAGAACGAAUUUCUUUAGGAAUGACAAUUCUACUGGCUUACGCUAUAUUUCUUACCAUAGUAUCGGCUUCAAUCCCAGCAAAAUCGGACCCUUUGUGCAUCAUUCUUCUAGUUCUUGUGUUAAUAAUGAUGAUUAGUGGUGUAAUUGUUAUUUUGACUAUAGUGAGUUCAUACUACUACUAUAUGGAAGAUAUAAGCCAUGCGAAUACAUGUUUAAGGCGUUUAACAUUGCGAUUAAAGCGACAUCAGGUAGAGAAGAACAAUUUGGAGGGAAAUAAAAAUUCAAAUUUCAAUUCUUUGUCAGGAAAAGACUUGUCUAAAACACUUGACGUUAUAUUUUGCGUCAUCUCUUUUGUUUUAUUUAUUGGAAUAUUGUCUGCAUAUUUUCUAUAUGUAUUGAUAGUAUAGUAUUGUAUCAUUAUCAAUUCUGUUCUGUAGACACAUGUUCAUAGUUCUGUAUAAACUGUAAGGUAUGUGAAUUGCAUUUAUAUUUUAUAAGCACCCAUAUAACUUUAAGGAGCUAUGUUUUACCUUAAAACUUAUGUAGCCAGAAAAAAAUAGACUAGACAAAGAAGUACAGUCAGUAUUACCUGCUACUUUUGUCUUUUAUAUAUAAUAGUCUAAGAUAUCACUUAUUUAUUCUAAAAAGCUCUAAAGGUGGGUUAAGGAGGAGGGGUUAAUAAUGAUAUAUAACUGUUGGGUCUUACUUUUCGGUGAGCCCAUUUAGAGCCCCUUUUUUUAAGUCACAGAUCCGCCACUGGGCUUGAUUGGGGUUAAUUUUAUAUAACAUGUUUUGUUUUUUCGUGCAUUUGUAUAGCGUGAGGGUACCCAAAUUGCUCCUAUUUUGACAGUUUUUUCACCUACGUUUUUUAAUGAUCCAGACAAAAGUUUCCAUUCCGUGUUUAUUUUGUAGACGUAUCCUUAUCUUCUAUAUAGUUACACUAAUUCAAUUUUAAAUCCAUAUUGAAUCAUAGAAAUAUGGGUUUGACCGACCUCCAAACGAUCCAUGAUUCUGUAAUGAUGAGUACCUAAAUUGCAUCCAUGCUUAAAUUCACAUUCUUAAAAAUCGAAUAACAGAUGUUUUGUUUUAUUUCUUCAAAUAUUUAAACAAUUUGUCAUAAGUCAAUGCUUACUUUAUUUAUUUUUUAAGAAACGGAUGCUUGAAACAUAUUUGAUUUGCUCAUUUUUAAAAGAUGACUUUUUGUGAACGUCGCAUGGCGACGUGUACGUAGAUUUUACUUUUUCCAGUGAAUGCUUCAUCUAUUGAUAUGUACUAUGAAUGUUUUGUGUAUAUUUAAAUAUAUUUACCUAUGUUGAAAGACGUGUAUAAUGUUAAAUCAUGAAAAUACAAAUUGUUUAGCAACAAAGAAAACUUGUAAGAUUUCCGCAGCUGAUUUUUUGAAUAGGUGCAAUUUUGGGUACUCGGUGCAAUUUGGGUACUGUGACGUUAGCUUUUAAUAUUCUGUGUGAUAUUCUGUAUAUUCUGUAUAUUAUGCUGAAUAUGGAAUAUUAUGGUGUCAUUUCUGGUUGGAUUUGAAUCAACUUGUUACAACUUGAAGCAAUAUUAUCUAAGUGUAUUUUUCUGUGUUAGAUGAGUAAAUCAUGCGGUUACGGAAACACCAAUUGGCAUACAUUAAUCAGAAUAAACAGCUUGGAUUACACGCAUAUCGUAUCGAUCGGGUUUUGAAGAAGAAGAAGACGAUACAGGUUUGUUAACAGAACAAGAAAAAAUGGAAUCUGUUUCGAAGGAAUUUCAGGAUUUUAAUACAAAGUUGGAGUUAAAUCCGGGUUUAAUACGCUUAAAUCUGAACAUAAUGAACGCUCUUGACAUGCACGUGAUUCAAGACGCAAAGCAAAAUAUUGAAAAACUUUUAAUUAAAGAACAUCCUAUUGUCGAAAACGUUCAGAAAAAUAUUAUUGCUAUACUCAAGACUAAAAUACCAAGAGAACGACGAGAAGCCAGAUUUGAUCUUGAAGAUAUAAGAAAGAAGUCCCCAGACAAUCUAAACGUACUAGCCGAUUUGGAGUGUAUUUAUACAGAGCUAGAUCGAAGUAAGGAUGCAGAGGCCUGCAAACAUAAAUAUCAAGAAAUUCUUUCAGGUACCUCCAAGAAUGACAUACGUUGCAAGCAAAUAUGUUUGCUUGAACAAGGAUAUGCAAUUAUGAUAGAGCGAACACUGAUCAACCAAAGUACAGUGGAAUUAAGGAUAACUGAUUUACACAAAAUUCUUAGCACUGAACUUGAAAGAAGUCAGGGAAGGAGAAAAGAUUGUUUUGAAAGAGGACUUCAUCACCAAAUCCAAGUCUUACGUAAUGUCCGAAUUGCGAAUGAAGACGAGACCGAGGACGGAGAUCUAGUACGAAAAGGAUCUAGUCUUCAAAAAUUCAAAUUAGCUGAGGCAUUAGAUGCAUCUUUUCCUGACAUUAUAUGGAAUUACUACUAUGCUAAAGCAUUAAACCAGUAUUACGAUUCUUUGGAAACUAUACGUAAAGAUCAUGGGAAAGAUGCAAUAAAUAAAUUAAACAGAAAUAUACAUGAAUCGGGACAGGCUGCAAAAUUUGAAGAUGACUUUACAAAAGAAAUGAAAAAAGUUACAUUAAAAGCAAUUGAAAACUUUUGGAUGAUAUCUCAAACUCAAAGUCCCAUAGUCAGAACAUUUGUUGCAAGGUCUUAUUCCUACAUCGGACACAUACUGAUCAAACGUGGUGAUAUGGUUCGGUCUUCCGGAAACGCGUUUAACUUAAAUACAAAUAAAAGCUUUAAACGUUAUACAGAUAAUCCGGUUAAGGCUGCAGAAAUGGCUUAUAGGCUUAAAAACAAUGAUGUAACUGUUUUAACUAGAUAUGGAAGGACUUUAUGGAAUGAAUCAAUGGAUAUUGAUGACAAUAGAGAAAAGUUGAGAUUACUUGACAUGGCAAAUGAUAUUCUUACACGUUCAAUUGAUACGGAAGACACUGGAAAUAGGUUUGCCCUCUCAACUUGAAUGCAUGUUAGGAAAGACAUAUCCGACAUCCUAGGUAAAAGUAACACUAAAAGAGAUUCCGUUUUAGCAGAAAAAUAUCUGUUGGAUGCGAAACAAGAUGGAGAAACAAUUUUCAAAUCACAAAAUACACAAAAAGAUAUGAAUGUCUUGGCAGAAAUUUGUCAGAAACUUGCAAAGUUUCCGUGCACUUAUAAGUAUGGGCGAAAAUGUGUACACACUGAAGGUCUCUUACAUCAAGCUUUAGACUAUCUGUUAUACGCGUCUUAUUUAGGAGAUCGACCUGAUUUUCACUUUGCUACCAGAAAGGCAUCAUGUCUCUUCGAUCUCGGUGAAUACGCUCAUGCCAUUGAAUGGGAGUAUAAAGCUUGGCUGCUUUCAUCACCUUCAACCCAGAUGUCGUUUUACUUACUAUGUAUUUAUAUGGUGACAAUGUUCGAAGAUGAUUUGCAGAUACCCUUUGAUCAACUCGUAAAAGAAUUUUUGUACGCUCUUAUAUAUGGUAAAAGAAAAUACCAGGAUAUCGAUUGGAGCAUCAAAAAGCUGUAUAAGAAAAACAAAAAAGGACUUUUGAUAUUGAUAAAAGCAAUUAUUGCGGAAACGAAGACUACACUUCGAACGACAGAAAAAGAGAUUCUGAGUGAAUGCAUACAAAUUUGGACAAGUAUUGCAUAUACAGAAGAUUUAGAAGAGUAUUCAAAAUUAGAAACCAUUUUGAAAGAUGUGAUACCACGACAAGUAAAUGAGUAUGUACUCUCAGAAACGUUUCAUCAGACAUCUUUGAAACCUCUAGCUGAGGGUAGAAAAGCAUGCUCCAGAAAAUUUGAGUUUGACUUUUUCGUAUCACACAGUCAUAAAGAUGAAGACUGGGUGACAAACAUUCUACUCAGACAUCUAGAGAGCCAGUUUGAUGAGCAAGAUGUAGCGUUUAAAGGUUGCAUUGCCGACAGAGAUUUUAUACCAGGUAUUUCUAUACUGGAUAAUAUCAUUGGUGCUAUCAAAAGAAGUAACAAAGUCAUCCUUAUUCUAACGGAUCACUUCGUGUCCAGUAGUUGGUGUCAGUACGAGGCAGAUCGAGCCGUAUUUAAAUCAUUAAAUCUAGAUUCAAAAGACAUUAAUUGUGUAAUACCAAUUGUUUUAGAAGAUUGUUCCAUACCUGAGAAAAUCAACCAUCUAAACUUCAUAGAUAUGACAAUAAAAAGGGAUUUCGUACAGGAAAUGAUGAGGUUAAAGAAGGUUUUGUUGUCUGCGGACAUAUGAAACUCCUAAACAAACAAGUUUAUGCCCGAUAACUCAUGAUUUGAACUUAUUAUAAUGAAAAUUCAAUGAAAUAACCAAUGUUUGUUUAUAAAACUUAUUUUAAACCCUUAAAUUUCUCUUUCUUUUAUUUGCUUGUGCUUUGUUUAAAUUCGUUUGUCUAAUCUAAUUGUGCAAUGAUUGAAAACAUCACUUUUAAUUAAUAUAGUGACUGUGUAGAAUUGAGUCAUUUCUCUGAGUUGCAUUUGUUGUUUAAAUUGUUUUUUUAAACACGUUUUGUCAUGUCGGGGCAUUUUAUAGCUGACUAUACGGUAUGGGUUUUGCUCAUUGUUGAAGUACGUACGGUGACCUAUAGUAGCUUGAAACCAUGUUAGUUGUCUCAUUGGCAAUUGUACACUAACGUUUUAAAAAAUAAAAUAUUAUUUUCUUUA